AUGUUUACGACAAUUUUCCCAACACUCAUGACAUACUUCAAAGGCGAUAAGUCCACAGGCAUUUACAUCAUCUAUAUCAUCUUUACAGGCUCUCCAACGUACCCAAACACAGAUGAAGUCAUAGUUAUUGUCUGGUUUUACUUUUUGAUUGGUGCAUUCAUAUUUGUUCUUUAUCUGUUUAUCAUUAUUGUACUUUUAACAACAGCUUUACCUUCAUCGACAAUAAAACGAACUUAUAGCAUUCUUUCAUUCUACAUUUUGCCAUUUAUUGUUCCUAUCUUCGGAAAGGCCUUUACUGCAUCAAUGGCUUACUUAUCUGUUUCAGAAAAUUCAUAUUCUUUUUAUGCAGCUUUAAUUGGCGAAUUAACAAUCUUGCUUUAUGCUGUCCUUGGCUCUCUCAUGAAUUCUAGCUCAGCAUAUCGCGUUACUCAUAUUUAUUUCCUUAGGGAUACUUUUUCUGCCUUAAUUACGAACUUUUUCAUACUUAUCGUUCAGCAUACAGUCAGCUUCCUCGAAAACCCCAACAAUAUACUACUAGUUAUCCUUACAAUUGUCUUUGUUGCUGUUGAUAUUUAUAUCUUCAUUGUUUUGCCUUACCAAACGAAACUUGUGUCUAUUCUUUCAUGCUUCUACAUUUUCUUCUGCACAGGAUGUGCCAUUGUCCGUGCUUUUACGAAAUAUGCAACUCCUCUUGGCGUAAUCAUCAUUUUUGCGAUUGCUGUGGUCAUAACAGCCAUUAUGUACUGCUGCAGGUUAUGUUACGAGCACUCCCAUGGAGAUCUUGGAAGAUUAUUCGGCUUGCAUAGAUUUCGUAAGUCAAAAGCUUCAGUUCCGAGAGACGAAAUCGAGAAACUUAAUUUCGUGCAGCUCAUGGUGCUCGCGAGAGGCUAUUAUUCGUUGGAUGACCAAACUCAACAUUAUGUCAACGAAGAAAUCCGAAAACGGGCCAUCGGAACAGCAGAAGGCAGGAUAUUCAUAAACUCCUUCGAUUCCAGGAUCGGAGCUCUCACAAUCGAAUCUUUUCCCCAAGUUAUGGAAGUUAUACAGAAAUAUACGAAGAAAAUCGAGAAGAAAGAGAAAGAUUUUUGGGCAUCGCUAUGGCUGUCAGACUUCGAGUCACUUCCAGAGAUCUCUGGUGAAAUUGGACGCUUAAAAUUCAGAUUAUACGAAUAUUCCAAAUACCAGUCUAAAGUUAUACCAUCAUUCGUAUGCGAUGAGAACAUAGAGCCAACGUACCAGCGUUCCGUGACUCACUCUGUUUUUAAUACGAUUGUUGUUAUUAUAUUUUUGGCUUCCCUUUCACUUUUAGUGUUUCUUCUGUAUUGUUAUACAUUGUCUGGAAAGAAUCGAACUGAUUUCUUCGAAUUCCAGCAGUUUAUGGAGAAUUUUACCUUGAUGCAGAGCGAAUUGUACACUCCUGAGUCAGUUCCACGCUUAUCGAAGUACUACACCAACACUCUUUACCUUGUCGACCAAUUUAAGAAGGUAAAAAGCGGCGGAUUGUACAAAUUCAUGAAUUACGAAAUUAGUAACACAACUCUUGGUCAAUUGAUCGAUACUUACAUGAAUUUGACCUUGUUAUCCAAUCAGACGGGCGCUGUGAACUCUCUUCUCCUUAAUAAUUCGAUUUUUUACGAUUUGGAUAAAUCCUUGAUGGAUUAUUACGAUUUCUUCGAUACCGCGUUUACCAAUCGCAUCUCCAUACCCAUCCUGUCAUGGUUUGUCCUUUAUUUCCUUUCUUUCGUCAUAUUUGUGAUAUUCUUUGUAUUUGCUCUUUACAUCUACGCCAGGCACCUUCACAGAACGUUCGAGGUGUUCAAGACCUUCUCCAAGAAGAAGAUUGAAGAGUUUGCGGGCUUAGAUACGAAAUCCAUCCAAAGAUCAGUAAUUCCUGGCCGAGAAUCGAUCAUUGAGUGGUCGGCCUCAACCGAUAUCGUCGUCGGUUUCUUCCUGACCCUCGCAGCUUUCAUUAUUUUCUUCACAGCCGGAUUUGUCGUUUACGGGCGGACUCUUUCGGACUACAACUUCAGAACUAAGAGCUACGUGUACUUUGAGCGCAUGGACAUGAUCAUGUUGUGGCUCAGCGCCGUUGUUUUCCAAAAUUCGACAUCUCCAAGCUCUCCGCAAUUCCCGCAGAUGAUUUCCAACAGCGACCACCACAUGGACAUAUUAUUAAGAGACUCAGAAGCUGCUUCUUAUGCUGCUUUGCUCACAACUGACAUAGUUUCCUUCAUUACGGGUUAUACGUUGAAAGAUCCGACCAUGAAUGAUGUUUAUCCAAUCACUGAGAUCAACCAAACAUUUAUCAACCUCAGGACUCUUCAAGAUCCUUUUUAUAAUGUUUCGAAUAUUUAUUACAUCACAUGGAUGGUUGUUCUGCUUCUGACUAUAUUCUCUUUCAUCAUUAUUAUCCAUAUACAGGUUAAUACUGGUCGCCAAAUGGACGCUUCCCGUGGAGAAAGAAUUAAUUUGUUAUCCGUGUUCACAGAUUUCGCUGGAGAGCAGGAAUCCCUUUCUUCCAUAGUCCCUGUUAAUAAUGCAUCGCUUCCUUUCUUGUUUGUUGAGGCAAAUUCCGAUUUUACAGUUACAUUCUCAACAAACCUCGCAAACCAAGAAAUGGGAAUCACAAAUGGCUCCAAAUUUGACGGCCAACCAUUUGGUAUCGUCACUGGAUCCGAAAUCAUGCGGACAAUUGAAAAAUUAAAACAAUUCCCGUCCAGCGAGCCACAGCAGAUCAAAAGCCAGGAUGGAUCCUACAUCUACGUCAUCCCAUCUUACUGCGGAGCAACGAUGACGACUCUAAAGAGCUUUGCCGUUUUCAGAUUGCCAUCUGUUCUCUCUCCGUUCAUUAAUUCUGGCGGAGACAAGAAUAUUAGUCCGUUCUCCAAAUUAUUCCCAUCCGUAAUCAGCCCAGAUAAAGAUUUUCCACAUAUUAUCCAAAUUAACGCGGCUCCUUUCUUAGUUGUGCUGGUUAGACUUACGAAUAUCUCUAGCUGGAGCGCAAAGGUCGAGCCGCAGUUCGUGGAAUCGUUUUACAAAGCUGUAAUUGAACAAUGCGACGAAAUUUGCGAAUCAGGACAACUUUUCAUGAGGGUCCACGUCAGAGAUGACACAAUUCUAUUUAUGACGAACCCCGAUGUACAAAUCCAAGGAAGAUGGACUUUCAUUACAAAUUGUGCUGAUUUCUCUCUCAAAAUCAGAGAAGCGGUCAAAACAAUAUCCAAGAAGUACAAGUCAAAUGUAUUCACAUCAGUUGUGUUCGCUCGCGGCGAAAAACAAGUGAUGUAUCUUGGAAAUUACGCUUGCACACAAUGCGACUUCCUUCCUGACACUCUGGACCUCCAAUUCGUGGAACAGGCAUUCGACAUAUUCAGAAUCGAUGCAACUGCGUUUGCAACUGCUCACAUACCAAACUUGAGAAUUCCGAACACAACAUUGAUUGCAAACUACUUGUCUAGCAGCGGAACAUCAAUAGAUCUAUUCCUUGUUGCUUAA
This is a messenger RNA of Trichomonas vaginalis G3, 3495 nucleotides long. RefSeq lists its product as uncharacterized. The record is from RefSeq and is a predicted model, not a curated record. The transcript has a single exon. Bases 1 to 3495 code for a protein of 1164 amino acids. Lineage: Eukaryota; Parabasalia; Trichomonadida; Trichomonadidae.